Molecule: messenger RNA, 585 nt
Organism: Hyla sarda
Lineage: Eukaryota; Metazoa; Chordata; Amphibia; Anura; Hylidae
Product: hepcidin-like
Exons: 4
Coding region: 83-328 (81 amino acids)
Biological process (GO): defense response to bacterium; intracellular iron ion homeostasis
Cellular component (GO): extracellular region
Source: RefSeq, a predicted model, not a curated record
CCAGCAGGGGGUGCUAUAAGGUGGAGCAGCGUCAGAUCCCGACCUCACCUGCUGAUCACUCAUCGUCUGAUCCAGAGAGAAGAUGAAGUCCCUCAGCCUCUGCCUCAUCCUCGUCCUGUCCCUGACCGUCCACCGGGGGCUCUGCGCCUCCGCUAGAAGGCACAAUGAGGUAGCAGAUCCUGCAGAUCAUCUCGCCAGCCCAGACGUGGUAGAGUCACAUCUAGAGGAGGUUUUCCAUAGAACAAAGCGUUUCUCCCACCUUUCCAUCUGUCGCUUCUGCUGCAAUUGUUGCAAGAACAAAGAGUGCGGAUUAUGUUGCAAGACCUAAGACCCGGAGCUCCACCACAGAAUGGAGAGACUUGAUCUAAGAACGCUUGAGAUUGAGGGCCGGUCAGGAGACAAGAUGUCUUGGGGCCCCACAGUGGAAGCCCCACAGCCCUUCACCAGGUGGUGGGGGAGGGGGUCUUCUUUAAUUCCGUAUUUCUAAGAAUAUUCGGAGAAAUGUCCAUUGUCGCUCAUCGUGAUGUAACUGUAUGGAGUCUCCAGCCCUGUAUUUAUAAGUGUUGUCGAUGUUUUUGGUUUAUA